Molecule: messenger RNA, 1533 nt
Organism: Drosophila mojavensis
Lineage: Eukaryota; Metazoa; Arthropoda; Insecta; Diptera; Drosophilidae
Exons: 3
Coding region: 69-1343 (424 amino acids)
Source: RefSeq, a predicted model, not a curated record
UAUAGACAAUCAGUCGCAGUUGAAAAGUCGUCGCGGCACCUUGCCAAAAAAAAAAAGAAAUAACAAAAAUGGUGGCUAUAAAGAAUGUGCAAAAUAUAUCGGUGCCCGAGUACCUAAACGAAGGAUUCUUUGUGGAUGCACUAGAGGACGGCUUGCGCGAAUCGGCUAUCAAAUUGCACGAGAUCAGUUUCGAAUGGGGCAGUAAUCCGGGUGACAAUUACUGUUCGGCCAUUUAUCGGGUGCUGCUGAAGUUCGCACGUUCCCUCAACGCCACAGAGUCGGAAGAGAGCGAGCAGCUCUCGCUGAUUGUGAAAACCAUUCCAAUCACAGAGGAGACAAAGUUCUUGGAGGAUGUCAAGGUGUUCAUCAAAGAGAAGCAAACCUAUACGGAUAUAUUGCCGCGCCUGGAAGUGCUUACCAAUGGCGAUCGAUUCGGUGCCAAAUAUUAUUAUUCCGUAAAGACGCCCAUGCAGACGAUUGUUUUCAACGAUCUAAAAGUCGAUGGCUUCAAAUUGGCAACGUGUGGUACAAGUUUAGAUUGGGCGCAUGCGUCACUGAUUUUACAACAGCUGGGCAAAUUGCAUGCCACCUCUAUGGUCUUGGCCAAGAAGGAUCCGGAAAUUGUCAAACAAUAUCAUGGCGGCAUGCUGAGCGAGGCAACGCUAAUGCAAUCGGAAAUAUUUGAGAAUAUGUUUGGUGGCUUCCUAAAGGGCCUUAUCAAGGUUGUGUCCACAUGGCCGGGCUAUGAAAAUAUCAGUCAGCACUUGCAGCGUUUUUCGGAUAACUUCAAAACGGUGUGCGUGGCCGCAGCGAAGCCGAAGCCAGGCGAUCGUUAUGUCGUGCUCAAUCACGGUGAUCUGUGGACAAACAACUUCAUGUACGCCUACGAUGAUGAGACGCAACCGGAGCAACCCACACGCGUCAUAUUCGUGGACUUUCAACUCAGUUUCUACGGCAGUCCGGCCUGUGAUUUGAACUUCUUUUUGAACUCGAGCGUCAAAUUGGAGCUGCUGCAGCAGCGGCGCGACGAUCUCAUCAAGGUCUAUUACAAAUCCUUCCGUGAUGCCUUGGAAUACGCGCACCUCGACGAAAUUCCCAGCUAUGAGGAUUUGCUGUGGGAGCUGCGCAGUCGGGAAACCUAUGGUAUAUUUGCCCUAUUUGGAUUUCUGCCCAUUAUCACAAUGCCGAAGGACCUGUCCAAGGACAACAGCAUUGAGAACAUGCAGGAUGAGAGCUUCAAGCAAAAACAAUUGGAAACAAUUUUCUCGCAAAAGUUCCUCAAUGAUCAUCACAAAUGGUCGCUGAAGCGAGCCGAAGCGCUGGGCGUCUUUAAUGACUAUUAGACAAAGGUUCUAAUUGGCAUGAAAGGUUCAACCACCUGAGUUACGAGCAUAGAUGGCUGUAAAGACGCUUCCGCAGCGGACAGCCCAGCUGUAUGUCUGAAGGGUUUAUUCUUAUGUCAUACUUGAUUUAGCUUUUUAUAGACCAGAGUUCAAUUAAAAUGAUCUAAUGUAGCUGCGCUACUCAAAUGAA